Messenger RNA from Alternaria novae-zelandiae, 1539 nucleotides. RefSeq lists its product as uncharacterized. Gene Ontology annotation, molecular function: transmembrane transporter activity. NCBI's taxonomy places the organism in Eukaryota, Fungi, Ascomycota, Dothideomycetes, Pleosporales, Pleosporaceae. Bases 1 to 1539 code for a protein of 512 amino acids. The transcript is spliced from 3 exons. The record is from RefSeq and is a predicted model, not a curated record. Gene Ontology annotation, cellular component: membrane. Gene Ontology annotation, biological process: transmembrane transport.
AUGGGCAACGACAUAGAAGCAUCCCCGCACACCACACGGAUCAGUGAAGAUGCCAAUUCGCUCAAAUCAUCGGCCCACGUGGGUAGAGAGGAACUUGCGGAUAUCGUCCCACCCCACGAGACGUACGAAGGCCGGCAUCGCUUCGACCCCCAGGCGAGCUGGACAAUUGAGGAAGAACGGCGUGUGCUCGAUCGUGGAAACAUAUCGAAUGCGCUCGCAGACAAUCUUCUGGAAGAUCUCGGUUUGACUUCUGACGACUACAACAACGGAACAACGAUACAGUUGGUAUGCUUUCUGGCUGCGGAAUUUCCAGUUCAGUUUCUCACCAAACGCUAUGGCUUCAAGUAUAUCCUCCCAACCAUGAUGCUUGCUUGGGGAACUGCAUCUUGGGGUCAGGCGUGGAUGCACGACCGAACUUCUUUUUACCUGGGCCGCGCAGCCAUCGGACUUUGCGAAGGUGGUUUCAUCCCCGGUGUGAUCUUGUUCGCGACCUAUUUCUACAAGUCCAAGGAGCUUUCUCUGCGCCUGGCAGCCUUCUGGUCGACACUCAACAUUGCGCGUGUCAUCUCGGCCUUGCUUGCGGCGGGGAUUCUGGAGAUGCGCGGUGUUGGUGGAAAGCCAGGUUGGUUCUGGCUAUUUCUCCUCGAAGGCCUUUUGACGGUCGUCAUUGCCAUUCUCUCGUACUUGUAUCUGCCCACCGCGCCGACAUCCACGAAGAAUGUGCUUUGGCGUCAAGGUUGGUACACUGAGCGGGAAGAAGUCAUCAUGGUCAACCGUAUACUCCGAGACGACCCAGCCAAAGGCCUUACUGCUCUCAAAGAGCCAGCAACGUUCAAAGACAUCCGCGCGGCUUGGUCAGAUUCCUCCAUGUGGGGUCUAUACUUCAUCGGCCUUGUCGCUUACAUCCCUGCUUCGCCGGUGCAAGGAUACCUCACUCUCACGCUUAAACGCCUCGGCUUCAGCACCUUCAACAGCAACAUGUUGACAAUCCCGUCUGCGGCUCUCCAGGUUGUCACUAUGCUGGCAUUGGCAUACUCAAGCGACUAUUUCAACGAACGUACUUUCCAUUGUAUAUUCGGCGAGUUCUGGAUCAUGCCGCUUCUGAUUGCGUUGUUGACACUACCCGAUGGUGGCCUUGAAUGGGGCCGCUUUUCCCUAAUCACGCUGAUCUCCGGAUACCCAUAUUUCCAUCCAUUGGUCUCCUCUUGGAUCUCCGAGAACACUUUUGACGUUAAGAAACGUGCAAUUACGGCCGCAACGUACAAUGUCAUUGUGCAGAUUGGAUCUCUGAUCAGUUCACAGAUCUACCGCAAGUACGAUGGCCCGUACUACAAGCAGGGAAACUCCGUUCUUGUGGCUAUAUGCGCGCUGAGUGUCAUUACUUUCCUUGUGCAACGGCAGACUUUGGUCCGCCUCAACAAAAGGAAACAGAUACAGUGGGAACAGAUGACUUCGGAAGAGAAGGCUCUGUACCAAGCAGACAUUAUUUCCCGAGAGAAAGAUGGCAACAAGCGGUUAGACUUCAGGUUCACACUCUGA